AUGGCUGCGAUGCACUACAACACGACGAUGGUAGCCGAGGACAUUCACCACCCGAGACACCCCAGACACCCCUAUCACCUGGACGAACCAGCCGCCUCACCUAGUUCCGAGGAGGCCCGCUCGCCGGAUGCCGCCUCACCCCUCAGCUCAGGUAACAUAAACUACAUAACAAGUGGUGAAUCCAGGAGAGACUCCUCAGACACUGACGUCAACUCCCGCCUCUUGAUUUACGAAUCAAAUCCCAAAUUAUUAUCAAGUGACGAAAGCCAUCCGCCCCCAGCGAAGCGUUUCCGCGAGGAUUCCAAUGACGAUCGUUGCUACAGUGAAACCGGUAUGUGCUCGCCGGAAGGACCUGACACCAGGGAGUCAUCCCCCGGACGACAACGCGCAUCCGGGAAAUCGUCGUUCUGUAUCGACGCUCUUUUAGGAAGAGCGACUGCUAAACCUAAGCAGGAAGAUGAUCAUGGAGGUCCUCUUCCGCCACCGCCUCCCCGACGCAGCUCGGGAUCUCUGGGGAACCCUCUGAACCCAUUCAUGCCCAGGAGUGAUCGUAACCUCUCUGGAAUCAGUAAUAACCAGAAUUCGAGGAUGCUGCAGGCGAUCAGAGAGUCCAGCGGAAUCAGAUUAUCGCAUUACGGUAGCUUUAAUCCGAAUCCGGGUGAUGCGCUGGCGGAUCAUGCUGGCAGAUUCGAAAGAAAUCCGGAGGAGAACACAGAGGACGAGGCUGGAACCGACGUUGAUGUCGAGGAGAUGAGGGAGGACGAAGCGGGAAGGAGAACUUCCAGUGCAAGUCCAGGUAGCAACGGCAGUCGGAGUCCUGUAUCUAGUCCCCCGAUAUCCCCAGGAUCCGAAGACUUGGCGUCCAAUCCAUUGACCAACUCGGGCAUGCAGGGUCUUGGUCAUUCUGGUCACAGAACGGAUGGACUGUCCUGUGUGGGACCAUAUGGACUAGGCAACACUGGGGUCAACGUGGCCGUCGCAAUGCGACAGAAUCAGCAGGGUCUUCUCCUACACUCGGGAGGACCUAUUCUUCAUCCCUCUGGGUUGUAUUACCAUCCCGGUGGUACUUCGAGUGCCUUUCACUCGAUACACAAGGAUGCUCAGCAGUUAGUGCAAGGACAUCCUAGGACUGGUGGUGCUACUGGAGGCUCAGUACCUGGGCAUCCGCAACAGCAGGCUCAACAGCAACCUCAUCAUAUUCAUCCGUUGCAGCUUGAGUGGCUUGCUAGGACGGGAAUGUUGUAUCCGAGACUGCCUGCUGACUUGGCUGGAUGCGCUGCACAACACGCCCUUCUGGGUAAAACUAGGAGACCCAGGACGGCUUUUACGUCGCAGCAGUUGUUGGAAUUGGAGAAGCAAUUUAGGCAGAAUAAAUAUCUCAGUAGACCGAAGAGAUUUGAGGUGGCUACGUCACUCAUGCUCACUGAAACACAGGUGAAAAUUUGGUUUCAAAAUCGUCGGAUGAAGUGGAAGCGCAGCAAAAAGGCCCAGCAGGAGGCGCGAUCGGGGAGCAACAAGAGCGAAGAUUCGGCCUCGGGCGGGGGCUCGAGCGCGAGAGCGAAUUCCAGCAGCGAGAGAGAAAAUGUUGGCAGCAGUGACGGCCUCCGCACGCCUCCCAACGCUACCGUGACGGGGAAUCCCCCGGGCGGCGCCACCGCGGCCGCUGACGACAGGGGGAGUUCCCACGAUCAUCCCAGGCUCAUCAACGAGCUUCGCGAACCUUUGUACAGGCCUUACGUCGUUUGAGCCGACGUUCCCGACGUUCUCAUGUAAAUAUAUGGUACGGAGAGUGGGGCAAAGUGGGAAUCUCCAAACGGUCAUCAUCUCCUGGGCUAACGACCCGAUUUGAAUGAACUUUAUCCCAUUUCCAAAGUCAAAGUCGAAGGGGAAUAUUGAAUGGGAUAAUUUUUACUCAAUUUCACAACAGCCGCCCAUUUUGCCCCUCUCUCCUAAUUGGUUAUACCCGUUUUUAGAUGAAUUGUCAAUCACACGAAUUUUUUGGCCGAUUUGUGCGAGAGAAAAUGACUUUGUUAUCGUCUAGAUAUAGAAACAUUAAUUAUACAUGUAAUUGUGUAAUAUAAUACAAUUAUAAAUAAUUAGCUCAUAAGAAACCGGAAAAAAAUACUUGUACAUAGUAAUCGUGCAUCGAUUUAAGAUAGAAUGAA
Molecule: messenger RNA, 2165 nt
Organism: Diachasma alloeum
Lineage: Eukaryota; Metazoa; Arthropoda; Insecta; Hymenoptera; Braconidae
Gene: exex
Product: muscle segmentation homeobox
Exons: 3
Coding region: 1-1746 (581 amino acids)
Biological process (GO): central nervous system development; regulation of DNA-templated transcription; spinal cord motor neuron cell fate specification
Cellular component (GO): nucleus
Molecular function (GO): DNA-binding transcription factor activity, RNA polymerase II-specific; sequence-specific double-stranded DNA binding
Source: RefSeq, a predicted model, not a curated record